Messenger RNA from Melanotaenia boesemani (Boeseman's rainbowfish), 1284 nucleotides. RefSeq names its product V-set and immunoglobulin domain-containing protein 10-like 2. Lineage: Eukaryota; Metazoa; Chordata; Actinopteri; Atheriniformes; Melanotaeniidae. The transcript is spliced from 5 exons. The record is from RefSeq and is a predicted model, not a curated record. Bases 37 to 1284 code for a protein of 415 amino acids.
CUUGGACAGCCAACAGUCAUCUCCAACAGUGCAGCUAUGAGCAUUGAGAACCUGCCUCUGGCUGCUCAUGGCUUGUUCACCUGUCAGGCUUUCUAUAACAUAGAACUGGAACCUGUGGUCUACUACUACUAUGUACACCUCACAGUCCAAGUCCCCAUCAGUAAGCCCAACCUCCUGGUUAAAGAUGUGUCUCCAGUGGAAGGAUCCACAAUGUGGAUGCACUGCUGGGUGGAAAAUGGGACUGGACCAAUCCAGUAUGUUUGGCAUCUUGAAACCCAGAAUGGAAACAAUACAAUCUUUACUCAGAGCAACAGCAGCUUCAUCAGUGUGACAAACAUAAAUCGAAACUACACAGGCUGGUAUCGCUGUGUGGCCAGCAACCCAGUGAACAACAAAACCUCUGAUAGGUUGUGGCUGGACGUCAUGUUUGGUCCAGAUGUUCCUCAGCUAGAUGUGACUCCGUACCGAAAAACAGAGCAGGGAUACUCUGUUCUGGAGACAGAAACUGUUUCUUUGUCAUGUCAAGCCCAGUCCAAUCCAGCCAGUCAGUACGUCUGGUCCUACAAUGACUCCAAGGUGACCACUGGGCGACAGUUCACCAUCGUUAAGAUCCUUCGGAUGCAAACUGGCAACUACACCUGUUUGGCAAAGAACUCUUACCUCAACACCAGCUCCAGUACAACGAUCAGCCUGACUGUCUACUACCCACCAGACGACUCAAUUUCAUGCACUUUGGAGCCAGCUUUGAAUCACACCUCUCUGAGACUCUUCUGCUCCUGGCCUGGUGGCUUCCCCUCCCCUUCCCUCCGCUGGACUGGAGAUCUGAUACAGCCUGCUCAGCCACUCAACAGCACUGCCAUCUUGCUGCCCUCUGAAAAACUGACCUCUAACAACACCGUGUUUACAUGCCUGGGCUCUCAUCCUACCAUAGCACAGCUGACAGAAUGCAGCACACACACAUAUAUUCCACCUGCAGAGCCAGUGUGUUUUGCUAAUGCAACCAAUGACAAAAAGUAUCUGAUACUGUCCUGCUCUUGGAAUGGAGGAGCCCCAAAAGCCUUAGUAUGGUGGGAGGGCCCCAGUGGUCAAAGCAAAGGUGGAGAAGAAGACUUCAACACCCUGAUCCUCCACUAUGGCUCUGUACAAAGUGGGAAACCCUACAUCUGUUAUGCGAAGCAUCCACUUCUGGUCCAACCCAAGACCUGUGGAUUCACAUUUGGUCAGUGCUCAUUCUCACCCUACAGUGUAAAUACUCUAACUUCAAAUUUGAGAUACUCCAGGUAG